UGUGUGGAAUCAUUCAAACAUGGCAGGCUAUGCAAAUUAUUAUUUUACCUUUCUACGAUAUUACCACUUUCACUAAUUUAAAAUUAAUUGUAGCUGUUUUCUUGGAUUCAGUCAACGAUUAGAAUUAGAAGAAAUGUUGCAAAAAGUAGGGAUUAAAAAGGGUUUUAGUUGGGGGGUCAGUGUUCUUAGUUGUAUAUAUGCAAAUGAAAAGUCAAAUUCAUGUUUCUAAUGAUAUAGAUGCUUCCAAAACCGAGCAAGACUUUGUCUAGGUCAUAGUUUCUGUAAUAUUGUGUAGAAUUAAUAUUGUUACUUUUUUUUUUAAUAUUUUUUUAUCCCAAGUUUUCAUGACCUCUUGGUUCCAGCUGAAAUCUCUCUGGAGAUUUUGUUGCCCAUUAUUGGUAAUCUGAAAAAAUCAAGUGUGGAGUUUUGAACUCUGGCUGUUUGAAUAAUGGGUCAGAAGACUUUGGUGUUUUUGCUUCUUGUAUUCAUGCCAAUCUUGGCUAUGGCAACGACAUACAAUCCGGACUUUCUUGGUUUAAUGUCUCUCAAGGACGACUGGAAGAACACUCCUCCCAGUUGGACGGCUUUAGAUCCUUGUUCUGAAUGGGAAGGAAUUGAGUGUACCGGUUCUCGUGUCACCUCCAUAAAAUUGUCAAGCAUGGGUUUGGAAGGCACAAUGUCUGGAGAAAUUCAAACGCUAUCUGAAUUACAGAUGUUGGAUUUAUCUUACAACAAGGAUCUCACAGGAGAACUCCCACCAUCAAUUGGGAAUUUAAAGAAGCUUACAAACUUGAUCUUGGUUGGUUGCAGUUUCUCUGGUACAAUUCCUGACACGAUAGGAUCUCUAGAGCAGCUAGUCUUUCUAUCUCUGAAUUCUAAUAAAUUCAGUGGGAGGAUUCCACCUUCAAUUGGAAAUCUGUCUAAACUUUAUUGGCUAGAUAUGGCUGACAAUAACCUUGAAGGACCAAUCCCAGUCUCCAAUGGGAGUACAUCUGGUCUUGAUAUGCUGCUUCAUACUAAGCACUUCCAUUUUGGAAAGAAUAAACUCUCAGGCGAAAUUCCAGAGAAGCUUUUCAGCUCAAGCAUGAAAUUGAUACAUGUACUUUUCGAGAGCAAUGAACUUACUGGCAAAAUCCCUUCCACCCUUGGACUUGUUCAGACUCUGGAGGUGGUGCGCUUUGACAGAAACAACUUAGUGGGAAAAGUUCCUUCAAACCUCAAUAAUCUUACAAGCGUUAAUGAGCUGUAUUUGUCCAACAAUAAACUGAGUGGCCCACUGCCUAGCAUGACUGGCAUGAACAGCCUGGCCUACCUGGAUAUGAGCAAUAAUAGUUUUGAUGUCUCGAAGAUUCCUACAUGGUUUUCAACCUUAACGUCUUUAACAACUUUAAUGAUGGAGAGCACAGGACUUGGAGGAGAACUACCGGUUGACCUAUUCAGCCUUCCCAGUUUGCAGACUGUAGUACUAAAGAACAACCAGGUCAAUGGUACAUUGGAUAUUGGCACCACCUAUAGCAACCAUCUGCAGCUCAUUGAUUUGCAGUACAAUUCGAUUACCGAGUACAAGAAAGGGUUAUACAAUGAUACAUUAAUACUUGCAAAUAACCCAGUAUGUCUAGAAACAGACACAGGAACGGAGAGUUACUGCAAGGUUUCGACAGAUUCACAAUCUGAUGGUACUAGCACAUACACCACACUUCCCAAUAACUGCGUGCCCAGUACAUGCAGUCCAAAUCAGAUUUCGAGCCCCAACUGUAGAUGUGCGUAUCCAUACACAGGAAUUCUAGAAUUCAGAGCUCCUUCCUUCUCAGACUUGGGAAACAAAAGUAUCUACAAGGAGCUUGAGAACAAGCUCUUAACUUCUUUUCAGUCACAUCAACUGUUGGUGGAUUCAGUGGCUCUGAGUAAUCCCAAGAAGGGUUCAAUUUACCUUGAUUUAAACCUAGAAGUAUUCCCAUAUAGCCGGAACCGUUUCAAUCGAACAGAAAUUUCUGAAAUUGGUUUUCUGCUCAGCAACCAAACUUUCAAGCCUCCCAAAUCUUUUGGACCUUUUGUUUUCCAUGGUGAUGAGUAUGAAAACUAUCAAGUAAUUUCUACAGAACCAAAGAAAUCUAAGUCAAGUAUUGGCAUCAUCAUUGGAGCAGCAGCUGGUGGUUCUGUCCUUGUAUUGUUGUUACUUCUUGCCGGGGUGUAUGCUUUCCGCCAAAAGAGGAGAGCUGAAAGAUCCUCUGAAAUCAGCAAUCCCUUUGUGCACUGGGACUCGAACAAAAUCAGUGGAGACGCUCCUCAGUUAAAAGGGGCAAGAUGGUUCUCUUACGAAGAACUUGCGAGAUACACCAAUAACUUUUCAGCAGCAAAUGAGAUUGGAUCUGGAGGUUAUGGGAAGGUUUAUCGUGGAAAUCUUCCUACUGGGGAACUGAUUGCCAUUAAAAAAGCUGAAAAAGAAUCAAAGCAGGGUGGACUUGAGUUCAAAACCGAGAUUGAACUCCUUUCAAGGGUCCAUCACAAGAAUCUUGUCAGCCUUGUGGGAUUUUGUUUCGAGAGAGGUGAACAACUGCUGAUAUAUGAGUAUGUACCAAAUGGUACUCUGAAGGAUAGCUUGUCAGGUAAGUCAGGAAUCAGGUUGGAUUGGAUGAGAAGACUUAAAGUAUCUCUUGGUACAGCAAAAGGCCUUGCCUAUCUUCAUGAACUUGCCAACCCUCCGAUAAUACACAGAGACAUAAAGUCAACCAAUGUACUUUUGGAUGAUCAUCUAAAUGCAAAAGUUGCUGAUUUUGGUCUCUCCAAGCUAAUAGGUGAAGAUGACAAGGAUCACAUCACCACUCAAGUUAAAGGGACAAUGGGUUACUUGGAUCCUGAAUAUUACAUGUCCCAGCAAUUGACUGAGAAAAGUGAUGUUUAUAGUUUUGGAGUGUUAAUGCUUGAGCUGAUUACUGCAAGAAGACCCAUAGAGAAAGGAAAAUAUAUAGUUAGAGAGGUACAGAAAACACUAGUUAAGAAUCAAGAUUUAUACAACCUCCAGGGACUUCUUGACCCAUCCAUCGGUUUGGCAACAAAGCUGAGAGGUUUUGAAAAGUAUGUGGAUCUGGCAUUGAGGUGUGUUGAAGAAGCCGGAUCCGAUAGGCCUACAAUGAGUGAGGUUGUGAAAGAGAUUGAGAACAUCAUGGAGCUUGCUGGUCUGAACCCUAAUGCUGAGUCAGCAUCCACUUCUGCAAGCUAUGAGGACGUUAGCAAGCCAACAUCCUACCCCUAUCCUCCCAACAAGGAAACAUUCGAUUACAGUGGAGCUUUUCCACCUUCAAAGAUUGAGCCUCAGUGAGCAUUGUUUUGCACUUGGAAUAUUCAGCUUGGUAGUGGAUGGCUUAUUCGUUGACUACAGCUAUUUUCGAUAGAAUGUUCAAAUUUGUGACCAUUAAGACAAAUCGUCAUUUUGAAAUGUAAAAAGAAAAUUAGAGUAAUAGUACAUAGUAAAACAUUAUUAAAAAGUUUGUUAUUUUGUGAAGUGAGAAGAACCAAACAGUAAAAAAAAAAAAAAAAAAAUCAUGGCAGUUUUCAUGUUCAAGAACUUGUAUAGGAUUUGUAUACUCUUAAUUGCUGAAUUUUUAUUUUUAUUUUUGGUCUAAUUAUCCUACUUAUUCUUUUGGUUGAUAUAAUGCAAAUAAGAGAAAGCUACUUACUAUCUUUA
Messenger RNA from Ziziphus jujuba (common jujube), 3685 nucleotides. Its product is annotated as leucine-rich repeat receptor protein kinase HPCA1. Gene Ontology annotation, biological process: protein phosphorylation. Gene Ontology annotation, molecular function: protein kinase activity; protein binding; ATP binding. NCBI's taxonomy places the organism in Eukaryota, Viridiplantae, Streptophyta, Magnoliopsida, Rosales, Rhamnaceae. The transcript has 19 exons. The record is from RefSeq and is a predicted model, not a curated record. Bases 449 to 3319 code for a protein of 956 amino acids.